GUCGCUUCGGCCAAUUUCAAGUUGACUUUACCUUCGACAGACUGAGUUGGAUUAUGUUUGAACUUGCGCAGAAGACUUCAAAUUGAAGACAGAUGGCGCCAUUCCUUUUAGCUGCUCCUGAGUGGGCUUACUUUGAUGUUUAACGCUUCGACUCGCCCUAUAAAACUCCUCUACAAUGAAGUUUUCUUCAACUGUCACUCUUCUCUCUGCCUUCGCCCUCCCAGUAUUCGCAGACUCCGUUUUUGUUGUACCGAACGCUAAUUACAGCAACCCCAACGCAUCCCUCUCUACCGUCACUUGCUCGCGUUUGUCACUGCAUUACGCCAACUUUUCCUCCAUGCCUUCCUUCCCCAACAUUGGAGGCAUUCCAGGUGUCGUCUCGAACUCCACCUUAUGCGGCUCCUGCUGGAGCCUUACGCCUGCCCCACCCUGCAGCGGCCUAACUACCCUCUACAUCACCGUUAUUGAUGACGAUUCCAGUCUCGUUGUUGACACUGCCAAAGACGUCAACGCUACCGUAUACGCCAUCUCACAGCAGGCGUACGGCAACUUGACUCACGCUUCCUGCAAUGUGAACGCAGUUUAUGCCGAAGCCGCUCAGGUCCAUGCUAGCAUGUGUGGCAUGUAGAGGCGAGCGUGUUUCAUCCUCCUUGUUUUGCAAAAUUAGAGCUCUGAUUCGAUGUUCAGCCCGUAUAAGCUGCUGUACUAGAUGGUACUGGCACUGGGAUGGCUGAUGUUAUCGAAGAAGAUCUAGGGUUUUUUGGGCUUUGAGUGGGGUUGCUUAUACGUCGUGGUUUGUAACUUGGAAAGCGAGGUGCGGUGUGUUUGACAGGGUGUCUGUCCG
Molecule: messenger RNA, 844 nt
Organism: Suillus discolor
Lineage: Eukaryota; Fungi; Basidiomycota; Agaricomycetes; Boletales; Suillaceae
Exons: 3
Coding region: 176-628 (150 amino acids)
Source: RefSeq, a predicted model, not a curated record